AUGAGGGAUGAAAAUGCCCCAUAUGCCAAUCAUAGAUACCCCUCUGUUCCACACAUCCCUCCUAAAUACCCCUCUGUUCCACACAUCCCUCAUAAAUACCCCUCUGUUCCACACAUCCCUCCUAAAUACCCCUCUGCCCCGCACAUCCCUCCUAAAUACCCCUCUGUUCCACACAUCCCUCCUAAAUACCCCUCUGCCCCACACAUCCCUCCUAAAUACCCCUCUGUUCCACACAUCCCUCCUAAAUACCCCUCUGCCCCGCACAUCCCUCCUAAAUACCCCUCUGUUCCACACAUCCCUCCUAAAUACCCCUCUGUUCCACACAUCCCUCCUAAAUACCCCUCUGUUCCACACAUCCCUCCUAAAUACCCCUCUGCCCCACACAUCCCUCCUAAAUACCCCUCUGUUCCACACAUCCCUCCUAAAUACCCCUCUGCCCCGCACAUCCCUCCUAAAUACCCCUCUGUUCCACACAUCCCUCCUAAAUACCCCUCUGUUCCACACAUCCCUCAUAAAUACCCCUCUGUUCCACACAUCCCUCCUAAAUACCCCUCUGUUCCACACAUCCCUCAUAAAUACCCCUCUGUUCCACACAUCCCUCCUAAAUACCCCUCUGUUCCACACAUCCCUCCUAAAUACCCCUCUGCCCCGCACAUCCCUCCUAAAUACCCCUCUGUUCCACACAUCCCUCCUAAAUACCCCUCUGUUCCACACAUCCCUCCUAAAUACCCCUCUGCCCCGCACAUCCCUCCUAAAUACCCCUCUGUUCCACACAUCCCUCAUAAAUACCCCUCUGUUCCACACAUCCCUCCUAAAUACCCCUCUGCCCCGCACAUCCCUCCUAAAUACCCCUCUGUUCCACACAUCCCUCCUAAAUACCCCUCUGUUCCACACAUCCCUCCUAAAUACCCCUCUGCCCCGCACAUCCCUCCUAAAUACCCCUCUGUUCCACACAUCCCUCCUAAAUACCCCUCUGUUCCACACAUCCCUCCUAAAUACCCCUCAGUUCCACACAUCCCUCCUAAAUACCCCUCAGUUCCACACAUCCCUCCUAAAUACCCCUCUGUUCCACACAUCCCUCAUAAAUACCCCUCAGUUCCACACAUCCCUCCUAAAUGCCCCUCUGUUCCACACAUCCCUCCUAAAUACCCCUCUGCCCCGCACAUCCCUCCUAAAUACCCCUCUGCCCUGCACAUCCCUCCUAAAUACCCCUCAGUUCCACACAUCCCUCCUAAAUACCCCUCUGCCCCGCACAUCCCUCCUAAAUACCCCUCUGUUCCACACAUCCCUCCUAAAUACCCCUCUGUUCCACACAUCAGAGGUGGGUCAGAUGCGGCAGAGUUUCACUAGGAGUCAGGAGUCAGGACUGAAGGCCAAACCUGACAGCUUCCUGCUGGACACAAGUCAGGCCCAUUCACUCUAUCUGUCAUUCCUUUGCUCUCUCCAUCAUUCCUUCACUCUCUCCGUCAUUCCUUCACUCUCAUCAUUCCUUCACUCUCUCCAUCAUCCUUCACUCUCUCAUCAUUCCUUCACUCUCUCCAUCAUUCCUUCACUCUCUCCAUAAUUCCUUCACUCUCUCUGUCAUUCCUUCACUCUCUGUCAUUCCGUCUUUGUUUUUCAGGCCCUGAGCAGACGGGGGGCAGUGAGACUCCCAUCUGGCCUUUAAUAACCCCCUUCCCUCCCUUUGGCCUGUGUGUGAGUGCUUGCAUCGCCCCCUAGAGGUGGGGCCCUGCCUCAGCAGAGCCUGAUGGGCAAGUGUGUACCACAGGAAGCCUGUCUGUCUGUCAGGUUGCCUGUCUGUCUGUUAAUCUGUCUGUCUGCUUACCUGUGUGUCUGUCUAUCUGUCUGUAUGUCUGCCUGUCUAUCUGUCUGCUUGUCUGUCUGUCUAUCUGUCUGUCUGUUUGUAUGCCUGCCUGUCUGUUUGCUUCUCUCUCUCCCCCUGCAUCCUACACACAUUCUUAAAAAUCUGAUGAAGGAAAAAAUAAGAUGGAUGCAUGUGACAAUGUGUUUAUGGGUGUGUGCAUAAGCUUGCAUAAGGGGUGUAUGUGUGUAUGUGUUUGUGGGCUUGUGUGUAUGUGUGACGUGUGUGCGUGU
Anguilla anguilla (European eel) is the source of this 2094-nucleotide messenger RNA. RefSeq names its product adhesive plaque matrix protein-like. Lineage: Eukaryota; Metazoa; Chordata; Actinopteri; Anguilliformes; Anguillidae. The record is from RefSeq and is a predicted model, not a curated record. The transcript has 3 exons. Bases 1 to 1350 code for a protein of 449 amino acids.